Messenger RNA from Melampsora larici-populina 98AG31, 408 nucleotides. RefSeq lists its product as uncharacterized. The record is from RefSeq and is a predicted model, not a curated record. Lineage: Eukaryota; Fungi; Basidiomycota; Pucciniomycetes; Pucciniales; Melampsoraceae. Bases 1 to 408 code for a protein of 135 amino acids. The transcript is spliced from 3 exons.
AUGUCGCAGUCUGUCAGCCCCGAAGAACCAGAGGUCUAUGAAAGUGACUUGAAGCAACAAGAAAUUGAUGAAACACCCAAAGAUGAGAGGUUCAACAAAAGUCUUAAUCGGUUUGAAAGGUCACUUGAGUCUGUUGAGGAGCAAAUCGUACAUUUGAUUGUGGCUCGGGAACCACAAGUUCAAUUUGAACCCAAACUUGAACUCAUUACACAUGGUUUAGCGGAUGUGAUGAAAGUUAUGCGCAUCAUGGAGGACAUGAUCAAACCUUUUGAGACUCAAAAAAGUGAUGGCGGUAUUGAUUGGGGCAUUGUCCAAUCCAAAAUCAAGAGACAUACAAUGAUUUUUCAAAACCUUAUAGCGGCAUGUGGGACUGGGGAGCCUCGUAUCAUAGCGGACGAACUAAAUUAA